AAACCAGUCAGUAUAAAUACGACGAGAAAACGCCCAACAUUAUAUCCCUGACAUCGUCCGUACAUCCGUCGACUCGGUCCGCCAACAGCAUGAAGUACGUUGCAGUCGUCCUUGCCGUAGCCAUAUGUUUCAGUGACGCCACGUCGAACACCUGGGGCAGGUAUGAGGCAGCCAUACGUCUUCUAGCUAACGACACGUUGUUCCGGCCGCUGGUGGAGUCGCACAUGAAGACGUACAGGGAGGCACAGCGGACAAGUCCGCUUCGCAUGGAUCAAGCAGGGAGGAACUUUGCAUGCCCUGGCGGAACAUCUCCAAGUGUGCCCACAUCAGUGCACGCGCUGAGAGCUGGGGACAUCAAGGUCGUUGCCGCUUUGGGGGAUUCUCUCACAGCAGCCAAUGGCGCGGACGCGUGGACCAUUCUGGGCUGUCUCACAGAAUAUAGAGGCACCACCUGGAGCAUCGGCGGAGACCGGACAAUUUCAUCCGAUGGGAUAACUCUUGCAAAUAUAAUACGUUAUUUCAACCCCAACGUGUACGGCUUCUCCGAGGGCACUGGUGACAGAGACUCCGCCAAGAAACGAUUCAACGUGGCCAAAGCGGGGGACAAGAGCAUGCACAUGCCAGAGCAGGCCCAGCUGUUGGUACAGAGGUUGCGGAACGACCCCAACAUCAACUUCCAGAACGACUGGAAACUCGUCACCAUCUUCAUCGGGGGCAACGACCUGUGUCAGUUCUGUUCAGAUGAGGCCGCUCACAGCGCGGAGCUGUACGCCAGCCGUAUCGAGCAGGCACUACAGAUCCUGUACGACAACGUGCCCCGCGCCCUCGUGCAGGUCGUCAACAUCUUCGACAUCGGCCCCCUGACAGAAAUGGGUGGCCUUAUAUGCUCCACUGUGCACGUAUACGCCUGUGACUGUCUUCUGAACCAGCCCGGACGAGACAAAGCAAGUCAACUGACCAUAGAAUACCAACGUGAGACGGCGAGAGUAGUCAGCAGUUCAAAGUUCAACAACCACGAUGACUUCACUGUAGUGCUGCAGCCAUUCCUCGAGAACGCUGACCCUCCAAGAAAGUCUGAUGGGAGCCUUGACACCGCAUUCUUCGCCCCCGACUGCUUCCACUUCAGCCGUAUGGGACACCAGAUGGUCGCCAAGAACCUCUGGAACACCAUGUUCCAGCCUGUGGGUCUGAAGGAUCGAGACUGGGACAUGCACGCCCCCAUCUUCUGCCCUGGCCAGAAUGAGUUUAUAGCCACCCACCAGAACAGUAGACGAUAAUGGAGAAGCGUGGCAACUGUGUGUCAUGUCAGAAAUAAAUACCGACAAUAAAUCCGUAUGAACCUUU
This is a messenger RNA of Haliotis rufescens (red abalone), 1344 nucleotides long. RefSeq names its product phospholipase B1, membrane-associated-like. Gene Ontology annotation, cellular component: brush border membrane. Gene Ontology annotation, molecular function: phosphatidylcholine lysophospholipase A1 activity; A2-type glycerophospholipase activity; retinyl-palmitate esterase activity. NCBI's taxonomy places the organism in Eukaryota, Metazoa, Mollusca, Gastropoda, Lepetellida, Haliotidae. Bases 90 to 1277 code for a protein of 395 amino acids. The transcript has 13 exons. The record is from RefSeq and is a predicted model, not a curated record. Gene Ontology annotation, biological process: phospholipid metabolic process.